AUUUCCCUGUCUCACAGUCUAUGGUGAAAGACAAAAAGAAGGAAAGCAAGCCUUCAUCAGACGAAGAGGCUGAGAGUGACAGUGGUAGUGAGAGUGAAAGUGAAGAGGAAGCUUGUAAACCUCGGAAGUUACGGAAACGAGUAGACUCUGAUUCGGAUUCUGAUGAAGAAAAUGAUAUAAAUGCUGUGAUGAAAUGUUUACCAGAAAAUUCAGCUCCUUUAAUUGAAUUUGCAAAUGUCUCCCAAGGCAUAUUAUUACUUUUGAUGCUGAAACAGCACUUAAAGAAUCUCUGUGGAUUCUCUGAUAGUAAAAUUCAGAAAUAUUCUCCAUCUGAAUCUGCAAAAGUUUAUGAUAAAGCAAUAAACAGGAAGGCAGGAGUGCAGUUCCAUCCAAAACAAACUCUGGAUUUUCUGCGGAGUGAUAUGGCUAAUUCUAAGAUCACUGAAGAAGUGAAGAGGAGCAUAGUAAAACAGUAUUUAGAUUUCAAGCUCCUUAUGGAACAUCUGGAUCCUGAUGAAGAGGAAGAAGAUGGAGAGGUGUCAGCUAGCACAAAUGCUCGGAACAAAGCAAUUACCUCGCUGCUUGGAGGAGGCAGCCCUAAAAACAGUGCAGCUGAGACAGAGGAUGAUGAAAGUGAUGGGGAGGAUAGAGGAGGAGGCACUUCAGGGUCAUUGAGAAGGUCAAAACGAAAUUCAGACUCUACGGAGUUGGCUUCACAGAUGAAUGAAAGUGUUGAUGUCAUGGAUAUCAUCGCUAUUUGCUGUCCAAAGUACAAAGAUCGACCACAAAUUGCACGAGUAGUACAGAAAACCAGCAAUGGCUUCAGUGUUCAGUGGAUGGCAGGCUCCUACAGUGGCUCCUGGACUGAGGCUAAGCGCCGUGAUGGCCGCAAACUGGUGCCUUGGGUAGACACUAUUAAAGAGUCAGACAUUAUUUACAAAAAAAUUGCUCUAACUAGCGCUAAUAAACUGACUAAUAAAGUUGUUCAGACUUUACGAUCGCUGUAUGCUGCCAAGGAUGGAACUUCCAGCUAAUGAAUUUGUACAUGCAGCCAAAUUUACAGGAAUUGAAAUAACACACAAACAUGAAAUUUCAACUUUCUGGUAAAAGUAAAAUAAUGAUGAUAAAAAAAUCAAUUAAAUGAGGAGUAAGAACGGAACCUGGCACACAGGGGGAAAAAAACAAGAAGGAAAUGUUUGGUAAAUGUUUUGUGGGAGCUUCCUUCGCUGUUGUGCAGCAGAAACUUCUCAAUUCAUUUUUACUCCCACUG
Messenger RNA from Meleagris gallopavo (turkey), 1270 nucleotides. NCBI's taxonomy places the organism in Eukaryota, Metazoa, Chordata, Aves, Galliformes, Phasianidae. The record is from RefSeq and is a predicted model, not a curated record.